GACAACCAGGUGCUACAAAGUUCGCGUCCCGUAGUGUAUGGUCAAAGCAACAUCUGCACCAUGCAGUCACUAAACUUUUUGAAAUAUUCCGGAUAUUCUUUUGGACGUGAUCGAUUUUUGCUGGUUGUACAGAAACGGUACAGAUAUAAAAAGAAAUGGGCUGUCAACCUUCGACCAAAGACUUCGUGUGAAUUGGCACUUGACCACUUUGAUGCUUUCUACAAGCCAGUACAUGGAGAGCACUGGCCCUCAAUUCGAGUCGCAUUAUUGUCCUUGCCAAAGUAUGUAGCCAUUGUAAACAACUUUGGAGACACCGACAGUACCAUACAGCAAUUACAUCAGCUUGGUGCUGUGGACAUCAUAGAUUCUUCUGUCAAAAGUGUCACUAAAAUGGAGAGUAAACUGCUUGCUGAAAUUCAAGCACGAAAAGAAAAAGCGGAGACGGAAGGAGGAGUGAUUGAUUUCAAAGAUCAAUCUCAAGACCAGACUGAUCAUUCAAUGGGUGUUGAUUAUGAAUCAAAAGAAAUUGAUAAAGACAAUAGUGAAGACUUCAAGACAGAACAUUUGCAGAAUGUCUUCACACCUGAUACUGUCUAUAACAACACAGACUUACAGUACUUUGUACCUACAAGACAAGUCUUCUCUGAGAGAGAAGCUUUACUGCAAGAAGAAGAAAAAAUGUACAGUACCUAUGAAGACCGGCCUAUUUCAGUACGAAUCUUGCCAGAGCAUCUUCCUGCCCUUUCCAAAACUCUGAAGGUCAUGACUUUCAAAUCUGGUGAUGUUUCAGACUUUCCAUCACCAAGAGCAAAUGACAUGGGUCUGCUGAAUUACUAUUUGCUAGAUGGGGCAUCUGUUUUGCCUGUCUUGGCACUCGAGGUUCAACCCAACGACAGUGUGCUUGAUCUUUGUGCUGCACCAGGUGGCAAAACUUUAGCUAUGUUACAGCUGCUAAUAACCCAAGGAGGUCGUCUUACUGCAAAUGACGUCAGUUAUUCCCGCAUAGAUCGGCUCUAUUCAGUCCUGCGAAGCUAUGUUCCUAAAGAUCUCCUUGCAGCGUUGGUUCAUGUGCAGAAUAAGAAUGGCAAGCUGUUUAAUGUGCCAGCUUUUGAUAAGGUGCUGGUAGAUGUACCCUGUAAUAGCGAUCGUCAUGUCCUACAAGAGGAGGACAACAACUUGUUUAAGCCUAGUCGCAUCAAGGAACGUCUUCAACUUACAAGUCUUCAGAAGGAUCUUCUCAUGUCAGGCAGGAUCCGGUCGUGCAAACCAGGAGGAUCCAUAGUAUACUCUACCUGCACCCUGGCACCAGCUCAGAAUGAUGGAGUGGUGCAAGCAGCUGUAGAAGAGCUCUGGGAAACCUCAGAUUUAGAUGUUGUAGUAGAGAAUCUUUCACCUCUUGCAACACUUUUACAACCAUUUUUUAAGUUUCACAAAAGCACACGACUUGGACAGCUUGUUUUACCUUCUUUGGUGAAUAAUUUUGGACCAAUGUACUUCUGCAAGCUAAAACGUCUUAGGUAGGAUGCAGGAAGCAUGAAAACAACUUAGUGUGUUUGGUACGGUGCAUGUGAACUUAUAGACGAGUGAUCAAGAAGUUGACAAAAAUUCAUGGAGCAAGAGGCAAGAUGAAGAAGACAAACAAAAGGGCUGCAGAGACUGUUAGUGAAAGGAAUAUGGUUGGGAAAAACUUGGAGAACGUAGAUCCUGGAAUGAGAUGAAAAAGAGAGGAUUACUUGAACCAUUUAGGCGAAGGAACAUGUUGUUCUGACUGGCUUCAGGUUUAUCUCCUUUUAGUAUACACAUAUUCACAGUCAAGGAAACACAUACUGUAACUGUUUUAUUACACAAGAGAUGUAUCAAGCUUUAUAUACAAUAAUGAAUCUCUUCAUAGUGGAUGGACGGAUGUUUGAAAUAAAGUGAACAUAAAAAAAAAAACCCAUGCAUUGAUGAUACCUUCA
Molecule: messenger RNA, 1958 nt
Organism: Pomacea canaliculata
Lineage: Eukaryota; Metazoa; Mollusca; Gastropoda; Architaenioglossa; Ampullariidae
Product: 5-methylcytosine rRNA methyltransferase NSUN4-like
Biological process (GO): RNA methylation
Molecular function (GO): methyltransferase activity
Source: RefSeq, a predicted model, not a curated record